Molecule: messenger RNA, 453 nt
Organism: Microthlaspi erraticum
Lineage: Eukaryota; Viridiplantae; Streptophyta; Magnoliopsida; Brassicales; Brassicaceae
Source: the annotation of a GenBank genome assembly
AUGCAGGCGGUGUCAGUCAACGAGAACAAAAACACGGUGGUGCUACAGGCGAAGCACCAGGACGAGGAAGGUCGGAAAGCUGUUGAUAAGUUCGAGCUAAAGACUCGCAAUCCGGAGACGAUCAAGCAAGUGGAGCGGAAGCUGAUGGGAAAAGGCGUCCAGCGGAUGGAUAGGCAUUCUUCCGAUGGGAUUCCGCUCAAGCGGCCGCCGUCUAAGUCCGGCCACGGUGGGAAGUACACGUGGGAAGGUGCUGAUCGGGUGGAGGAUUACGAGAUGCAGCCAGAUCCGCCGGCGAUGGACGAAGGAGAUCCCAACUACGACGAGGACCAGACGAAGAAGACGCUCGGUGAUGACGUGGCGGUGGAUCUUGUGAAAGGAGAGGUCGAAGUGGCGAAGGAGGCGCCGGCGGGUGUGGCGAGGAUUGAGGUUGAUCCUCGCUUGAUCACUCCUUAA